Molecule: messenger RNA, 1116 nt
Organism: Daldinia decipiens
Lineage: Eukaryota; Fungi; Ascomycota; Sordariomycetes; Xylariales; Hypoxylaceae
Product: terpenoid synthase
Exons: 4
Coding region: 1-1116 (371 amino acids)
Source: RefSeq, a predicted model, not a curated record
AUGCGACCUAUAACCUGUUCAUUCGAUCCCGUCGGGAUACCAUUCACUUCAGACACCAAAUACGAAAGUUUCGAGUUCUUAAAGGAAGGAAUUUCUAACACUGUUUCUGGUCUCGAAAAUUGCGAUGUUUUUGAUCCGCGCUCUGUAGGAGUUCCAUGGCCAACAUUAAUACCUGCAGUAGCACAGUGCAAGUAUUGGAGAGAAGCAGAGGAGGUAGCAGAAGCCCUAAUGCAUCAGAUUGUCUCUGCGGCACCAGGGCAACAAGGGUCUUUGCCAACAGAGUUUACCAAUUCGAGUUUGAAAGGGGCCAAGCAACGGGAACUCCUCGAUACCUGUGUUACGGCAGCAAUAAACAUGUUUCCUGCAGCGAACUUGGCUCGGGCGAAACUAAUGGUUAAAGCAACCUUGCUUACUUUCAUGCACGACGAUGUCGUUGAAUCCACAGAGCAAUCUACAAUCAUCGAUGAUGCUCUCGCCGACAUUGUUGGCCAAGAAGAAAAGGGUACAGAGAUCUUGUGUAAAAACAACAUAUUCAAAGAAUUUACACUGGAAUGCAUACAAGAGGACCCCGUUGUCGGGCCACUAUUCGUGAAGGGCAUAUUGAGCUGGGUACAACAUACACGCGAUAACCUGCCCGGAUCCAUGACAUUUAAGUCUUUAAACGACUAUAUUGACUACCGCAUUGGCGACUUAGGUGUCGACUUUUGCAAUGCAGCUAUAAUGUUGUCAUGCGAGAUUUUCGUCUCUCCGUCCGAAAUGGAGCCUCUUGCAACCUUACACCACCUGUACAUGACACACUUCUCAUUAGCAAACGACUUAUACUCGUACGAUAAGGAGGUCUACGCUAUGAAAAACAAUGGCGCUGCACUGAUCAACGGCGUCAGAGUUCUAGAACUUCUUCUCAAUACUUCGCCUCGAGCAGCGAAGGUCCUUCUCCGAGCAUAUCUAUGGGACCUCGAGUUUCAAAUCAACGAAGAGCUUGCACGGCUCUCGCACUGCGGUCUUUCUUGUAACCAGUGGCGAUUUGCUCGUGGAAUGGUAGAAGUGAUUGCAGGAAACCUAUUUUACUCCGCGACCUGUUUGCGGUACGCAAAACCGUCGUUGAAAGGGAUAUAA